AUGAUAACGUCAACCAUCACUACGGUGAAAAAUACAGCGCAAUAUCCAAACAACCGACUCAGCGGUAGCAGUCGGACGCACCUCGAAAAGUUGGUCCCUGCAGGUUUUCGAUCAGCCAUGGAUAUGGAUAUGGACAUCUCUCUCUUCUGUCGCGUGUCCACCAUGGCCGCCCUCUCCACUAGCAAGAUGCUACCGUUCGACAGUGUGAUGAACAUCGAGACUAUGAACAGCAGCAUCUUCCCCGAGGUUGAUCCUAUUAACGUACCACGGACCAUUCGACUACGCUCGGAGCAAGAUUGCAGUGAGGCCUUUCACUUGUUGCUGGCCAUUUUGCGCCAGCCAGAACUGAGCAUUUACAUCCGUCAUAUCGAAAUCCUCCGGGAUACUUCCUUCCAUGGCCAUUUCAAGCCUACUCCGGCUCAGCGCUUCAUUUCCGAGCAGGACGAAAUGCUAUUGCGACAAGCUAUCCGAAACUGUGGAUGGUACAAUAUAGACGAAGAGAUGGUGUUAAACAUGCUUUUGCAAAAACAUUUUGAUCCGGAUUUCUCCCACGGCUUUCAAUCAGUUAGAGGCGGCAGACAUGCGCGAGGUUCGCAUAUGGUUCAAGCACUCGCAGUGCUUCUUAUGUCUGUUUCACACAACUUGGAGUCGAUCAAGCUCCGACCAAUUGGGAGAUAUAUGAAAGAAGGAUAUUCUCAUCUGCCAUUAGAACAAUUUUUAGUACGAGCAAGCAACACAUCUCACAACAAGGGCCCUUCUUUGAAAAACCUCCGACGCGUCGACCUACUCCAUACGGAUGAUGCCCUUGCGCGUGACCCUAUUCUUUUCAACCCUUACGACCUCUUCUACCACAUGUCUCUUUUCGACCAAUUGCCCUCUAUUGAACAAAUCUGUGUGGGUGGAAUGGAAAUCGACGAAGACGGGCAAGAAGAUUUACCACCACUGUCCUCGAAUAUACAGCGAAUCGACCUCUUACACUCAGUGUUGCCAACUAUGUUUUUAUGCUCCGUGAUAGCGUCUUCGAAAAGGCUGCAACAUUUCUCCCAUUCCGUCGGCGGGCGCGCUACUAUUGAUGAAGGAAACUGGCACAUGGGAUUUCCAGCUAUCCUAAGAGCUCUUCUAGUUCAUCGAGAAUCGCUGGAGUUCCUUGAUUUGGACACCGACUCUGAUUACUCCAACAUUCUUGAUAGUGAAGAAUUUGAAGAGUACCUUCCUUCCGAUCCUGAAGACAGUGACUACCCUGACUCAGAUAUCGAUAUCGAUGAAGAGGAUGAAACAGAGGAAGAUGAAGAUCGCCGAACCUUUAUGAACCAAAAGUCCGUUGUCGAGUUAAUUUUUCAGCAAAAUGGCACUCUCAAAAGUUUCACCGCUCUACGCCGGCUGAGCAUAGGUGUCAAAUGCCUUUUUGGCAUGGCACUUGGCAUCUCUACCGAACAUUCCGCCAACACCAAGCUCACCGACCUACUACCCCCUCACCUAGAACGUCUCUCCAUUCGGGGUUAUAUCGCGGGGGACAACCAAUUUUACGACACGCAUAUUCAGGAUCUUUUUCAAAAAUUUGUUGCUGGACAACUCCCCGGUUUGACUGAAGUCAUCGGAGUACAAGAGUUUAUUCCGAAUUCGGAAACAGUGCAUAUGGACGAUGUGGACAAACAUCCGGAGUUGAUUUGGAUAGAUGAGCGAGAUGCGAUUAUUUGA
Talaromyces rugulosus is the source of this 1698-nucleotide messenger RNA. RefSeq lists its product as uncharacterized. The transcript has 2 exons. NCBI's taxonomy places the organism in Eukaryota, Fungi, Ascomycota, Eurotiomycetes, Eurotiales, Trichocomaceae. The record is from RefSeq and is a predicted model, not a curated record. Bases 1 to 1698 code for a protein of 565 amino acids.